GCUGCGCAUGCACAUAUGUUCCACGGUACUCGGUCAUGUUGCGCAUUGCCAGGCGUACGCAUGCGCAGCUGCAUUACGCUACUUGUGCAGCUGUGACACUAUUUGGCAAUGCUGCGCAUGCGCGUAGCCUUGUUUGGGGAAAAUUUUGAAUGUCGGCGCAAUAUCUGGGCGAGUAAGGAGAACUGGUACUGUGUUAUUCUAUCCGCCUCUCACAUGCAGCUGUAAACAACAAUAACAUGGAUUCUAUACGAGGGGAGGAUAUGACUUUACCGCUGGAUUUUAACAACAGUGCACAGAUAUCUAUGUUGUUUGAUGCUGCAGAAGGAGGGCCUCAGGAUCAUUUUACAGGCAGUAGCGGUUUUGGCAGUUACAUUAAUAAUAGACUGUCUGUGAACAGGGCCCACACAAUGAAGGAUUUUGAGAUGCAAAUAGCUGACUUGAAAAAAGAAAACUUCAACCUGAAGCUUCGUAUUUAUUUCCUGGAGGAGCAAGUCCAACAGAAGUGUGACAGCAGCAGUGAAGAAUUGUACAGAAUGAACAUUGAAUUAAAAGUUGAAGUUGAAAGUUUAAAACACGACCUUCAGGAGAAACAAAACCUUCUUGUCAAAGCUUCGAAAGCAGUGGAAAGCCUUGCUGGCGACAGUGGCUCCAAGAUUCAGCGACUUAAAGAAGAGAGUUUGAAGCAACUGCAGGAAGUGGAAAAUUUACUAAACCAGAAAAUACUUUUGUUACAAAAGGAAGUAAAUGUUGCAAAUGAGGAAGUGGAGAAAAUUGGUGCGUUGUUGGACCAAGAGCGACUUAAGAGAAUUGAUGCUAAUGAGAAACUUUCAUCAGUUGAAGAACUUCAUGUUAAGGAUAUUGCUGAGCUGGAAGAGAGAGACGGGAUAAUACAACAAUUGAACAUUACCCUGCUGAAUAAAGAAGCUUUAAUUAAUGAGCUUGAGAAACAUUUAACUUCUGGAGCGCCAUGUGACAACUCUACAGAUAUGUCCUCCAAACCAAAUGAGCACUUGUUCAAGAACGAUAUCACAGAAGAGCACCUGCUUCAGUCUCCUGUCCUUAAACUGGAUACAGGUGUUGAACGGGGCAGAAAGUCAGGAGGAGGAGGAGGAGAGAAGAUGUGGAAUACCAUCUGUGAACUUCAGGAGAAACUUAAAGAAAUGGAUAACUCUCUAAGUGACUAUAAACUGAUGCUCCAAGAGAAAGAAACCGAAAUUGCUCUUCAUAAGAAAAAUGCAUUAAAGAGGGAUAAGACUAUUCAAGGUCUUACUGUGGCUCUAAAAACAAAAGAUAAAGAGAAUGAUGAGCUUUUAAUCGAGAUUGAGAAUCUUAAUGUAGGAUUGGCAAAGGCUAGGGAAUCGGCUCAUAAGGCUCAACUCCAGAACUUUAAGGGUGUUGAAGAUUAUCAUGGAAUUUUAAUAGAAAAAGAGAAGCUUUUAACAAAGCAGCACGAGAGUCUCAUGGAGAAGGAAAGGGAGAACCGAACGCUGCAAGCAACACUGAAAGAAAAGGACACCGCGCUGAACGACUUGCACCAAGACAGAGAACAAUUAAAGAAAGACCUCGAAGAGGCCCAGCAACAGAAAAGCAGUAAUGACAAGACUAUUAAUGAUCUCAAGAACCAGUUGGAGAAAUUAAACAAUGAAAUGCGUGAGAAAGAAAACUCAGUGCAGCUUCAUUAUAACAUAAUCAUUAGCGAGCACAGUCAGAAGGUUCUUGAUCAGGAGCAAGUGAUUAAACAACUUACAGAUGACCUGAAUCAGAAGAGCGAGGAAUCUCAGGAGUCCAAAGAGAAGCUAGAAAAAUAUAGGCACUGUGUCUCUGACUCAAUAGACCGUAAAGAAGAACUGGAGUAUCUGAAGAAAGAGCUUGAUAGCAAAGAGGAAUUUAUUACCAAGCUCAAUCUUGCCAUCCAAGAAAGUGAACUUGAGACAAAGCAACUUGUGAAGAAAUGCAAAAAUCUUCAGCAGAGCAAGGAUGAUUUCGAAAAAAAGGCUGCGUAUCAGAUCAAAGAGAGAGAUUUUAUUAUCACAGAACUGCAGCAGCUAUUGAAAAGCAAAGAGCACGAGGGAGAGAAGGAGCCCGAGUACAGGCAGCUAUUUGCAGCAUUGAAAGCAGAACAAGAGAUGUAUUCCCAGCUAAUAAAAUCUGCAAAAGGAGCUGAAAGCCUGCAGAAGGAGCUUGACACCAUAACUCUCCUGCGCAGGCGUCUGGAAGCCGAUAUUCAGGAAUAUCAAGAGUUACAGAAGAUGUUAAAGCAACAAAUCAUGGCAGCAAAGUGGAGAGAAAGCGAUACGUUUUCAUUUCUUGGUGAUCAGACUUCCUAUUUUAGUAUAUGCUUAGAAAACAUAGACCAACACGCUGACCAUCUCUCAGUGGAGGAGCUUAGGGGAAAGGUGGCAGAACUUAUGCUACUGAUUAAAGAAAUGCAGUCAAAUGAGGUUGUAAACAAAGAUCCAGAAUACAGCUGUAAUGUUCUUAAUAAGGAAACCCAGACCGGCUCUUCAGAUGAUUGGGGGUUCAAGGAAUUGGGGGGUUUCAAGCAAGUGGUGGAAUCUCAGCAAAGUGGGACCUUGCUGGAGCUUCAAGUGUCUCCAAACAAAGAGCCAGUAUCUCAUGAUAAUGCCAGUGACAUUCAAACAAACAUUACCAAGGUUUUGUCACCUGUGAGAAGCUUAAUAACAGAAGGGAAUCAUAAAUGUGAGGACCUGGAUAUGUCUGGAGAAGAAGUACAAAAGCAUAUUAAUCCUAUUUCCAGUCAUGAUGAUCUUAUUUCCGGGAUAAAACCUCUUACUGGGAAACAAAUGGAGAAUGUGACUGAAUCUGAAGAUUUUUCUAUAAACUGUGAUGACAUAAAUAUUGAAAAUCUUAAAAAUAUAAUUAUUCAACUCAGAAAAGAGUUGAAAUAUCUUAAACAGAACUCUUUGCUUGAUACAAAGCAGGAUAUUUGCUUUGAAGAUAACCCGGAUGCCCCUUUAAAUAUAAGCAAGCUAAAAAUAUCCGAUUUCCACAAUUUAAAUACAGAAGAUACAGAAAUGGCUCAAGAGAGAGCUAAAACCGGCAGAGUAAUAGACACAAUGAAGAGCGGUCUUAACUCGAUGAAUGAUGGACGUAAUAAUAUGCAAAGAAUUAAAGAGGAAACUAGAAUGACAAAGUCUGCGAAGAAAUCCCGUAUUCCCAUUCUGAUAAAACCAGCAUCUUACUCAAAGCCCGACGGCGAGACUCCCGGGAUGUUCUGCGCUGUACGAGAUUGUAUCAAGCUUCAAAAGGAGCUGGAGAGCUGCCAGAUAGACGAUCACAGACUGUAUGAGCAGUCGCUGCAUUCUCAAACAGAGACAGAAUCUCUAAGAGAAAAUAAACCGGUGCUAAAAGGAAACGGCACCUUAGAUAAUUUGCAGAAUUCUCAGGAUGGAGAUAAACAUGUUGCAGAACCAUUUUCAGAUGAGGACAAUGCAGAUCCAUUCUCACAGUUCAGUCUGAACAAUCCAGAGUUGCGCUACACAGAACAAAGUGAAAGUCGCUUACAGGAACAACUGGAGCUCAGCCAGCUGCAAAAUCAUCUUAUGAUGGAAAAAUUACAGAGAGCUGAGAUAGAGAUUGAGAAACUUAAAGCAAACGAAAUUUUGCUGAAAGAUAUGAGCACAUUGAUUUAUUUGAAUGAUUCUCAUAAAGAACGGGAACCUUUUAACCAGUCAUUUGACGCGGACAAGACUAUAACAAACGUGUCUGAUUGUAAGGAAAUGCAGGAUGUAAAUGAAGAUAAUGAAAAAGAAACCUGCGACGGUGAUAUUCAUUUGAAGAAUAAUAAGGAUCAUAAGAAUGGCCUGAAUAAACCGAGGGACCAUCCCAACAACACAAAAAUAUUACAACAACCUUGUGAAUCAGAAAACCAAACAGAAGCGAAUGAAUUAAAUGAAACACACAGUGAGAUAAGUCUGUUUGCAGACCCCUCUCUGGCCAGGUAUAACCUAUUGGUGCAGUCUCAAGCGCGGGAGCUAUCGGCUCAGAGGCAUCAGAUCAAAGAGAGCCACAGCCUGAGCGUAAUGUGUUGUAGGAACUUUAUUAAUGUCUUGAAAGCCUUUGAGGAGUUGCUGCAGGCCAGCAAUGUGGAUUUCUAUGUUGCAGAAGGUUUUCGUGAGCAGCUAAAUCAAAGUAUAACAUGGAUCCAGAAACUGGAAUACAAACUUGGAAAUGGAGAUUUAGAUACGGAUGCUGAUAUCAAUGAGAAUUUACCUGUACACAGGUACAGUGCUGAGACUCAGCGCGAGCACCUUUAUGAACGGUGCCAGUUUAAGGAAACAGCCCCUAUGUCGCCAUCUCAUCACAUACGCUCUGAGGUUGAAAUAUCUGAGUUCAUUUAUGUAGGAACAUCGUAUCACAAUCAGCAGAAUGUUAACCCGAAACCACCAGAACUGUCGCAAAAUCUGCUAAUUGAGCAUCUUGAUGAAAUUCGAAAAUUGCGACAACGCUUAGAAGAAUCAAUUAAAACAAACGACAUGCUCCGUAAACAGCUAGAACGGCAAAUUACAGAGGCAGAGCAAGGUUCAGGGUACAGUGUCAACAAGGGAGAGCAGUACAGCGAGUUGGUUUCUGAGAUUUAUCACCUGAGGAAGCAAAAUGAAACCUUCCAGUUCCUGCUAGCAAAAGAAUCAAGAGAUAAAGAAAAUAGUGAGUUAAGAGACGCAUUGUCCCAGAAGAACUUGCUGAUUGAGCACCUCACUCAUGAUUGUGAGCAUAUGAAGAGAGACAAUGAGAAGAUGCAGCAAAUUAUCGCUGAUAACGAGAGAGAAAUUGGUCGCCUCUGUCAGGAGCUCUCCAGUAACCACAAGCAAUUAGCGAGGCAGCAGAGUGAAUUGAAUUUGCAACAGCAUCAGAUAGUAGAACAGGAUCAGUUACUUCGAGCACUUCGCAUUGAACUCAAAGUAUACGAACAUUUUAAUGAAAAAGUCCACAAGAAGCCUGAGGUCAAAGUUUCUCAAAAAGGUGUUGGGGAUUGCAAGACCACCCAGCAAGGUAACGAUCACACAAGCUGUCCUGAUCUAAGUGAACUUUUGGAUGAAAUCCAGUGCUUACGUGUACAGCUUGAGCGCAGCAUCAAAGUCAGCCACGCUCUACACGAGAAACUAAAGGAGCAGCUCUCCAGAGAUGCUGAGGGGAAGGAGUUUAUAAAUUAUUACCCUAAAGAGGAUUUCAACAACCACACAGAGAGAAACCAGGGUGCACAUCAUGAAGAAGAAACCUACAGCAAUCAUUCAGCAGAAAGUUCCUCAUACACCCCUUCACGACUGGUGCCUGGGCAUCGGAUGUGGGCUGAUAAACAUGGCCGUCACAUCCUAGGCUUGGUGGAAGACUUUAUCGCAUUACGCAAGCAGAUGUUGGAAGGUGGGGCCAUCUUACAGGAUCUGGAAGCAUAUUUUGAUAAUAAGAUUCCUAAUGAUCUUGGGAAUAUUUUCGCUGAGAAGAUUGGCAGAGCGCGGCAUUCUCUGGAGGAAGCUAACCGCCUUACCAAGCUUUUGUGGAGAGUGUCCUUACCUAUAAAAACGCUUCAUGCAAACAGCAUAAAUCAGGAUGAAAAACUGAAAAUGGAAAUUAUUCGACUUCGGAAGAAAUAAUUGAACAAGAGAAGAAAUUCUCUGGAA
Messenger RNA from Bombina bombina (fire-bellied toad), 5639 nucleotides. RefSeq names its product CDK5 regulatory subunit associated protein 2 (gene CDK5RAP2). The transcript has 36 exons. Gene Ontology annotation, biological process: regulation of mitotic cell cycle spindle assembly checkpoint; positive regulation of DNA-templated transcription; negative regulation of centriole replication. Gene Ontology annotation, cellular component: pericentriolar material; mitotic spindle pole; microtubule organizing center. Lineage: Eukaryota; Metazoa; Chordata; Amphibia; Anura; Bombinatoridae. The record is from RefSeq and is a predicted model, not a curated record. Gene Ontology annotation, molecular function: microtubule binding; protein kinase binding; transcription cis-regulatory region binding. The coding region runs from base 237 to 5612 and encodes 1791 amino acids.